This is a messenger RNA of Euleptes europaea (tarantolino), 642 nucleotides long. It is a transcript of the gene DNAJC30, whose product is annotated as DnaJ heat shock protein family (Hsp40) member C30. NCBI's taxonomy places the organism in Eukaryota, Metazoa, Chordata, Lepidosauria, Squamata, Sphaerodactylidae. Bases 1 to 642 code for a protein of 213 amino acids. The record is from RefSeq and is a predicted model, not a curated record. The transcript has a single exon.
AUGGCCUUGGCCCGAGGGGGCCUGGCGGCUCCUCCCUUCCCCUGGGCCCUCCGGAGCGUAGCCCUCCGCGGGUUUUCUGGGGGUGGCUCGUACGCGGCCGGGGAGCGGCCUGGCUCCCCCUCGGGCCUGUACGAGCUGCUGGGGGUGCCGGCGACCGCCACGCAGGCCCAGAUCAAGGCGGCCUACUACAAGCAGUCCUUCCUUUACCACCCGGACCGCAACUCCGGCAGCGAGGAGGCGGCCGAGCUCUUCACCCGCAUCAACGAGGCCUACCUGGUGCUGGGCAGCGUGGCCCUCCGGAGGAAGUACGACCGCGGCAUCCUCAGCCGCCGGGACGUCCGCACGGCCGGCAAGCCCUCGGGCACGGAGGCCCCCUCGAGCCCGCCUCCGAGGAGGACUCAGAGCUUCACGGCCACCUCCGCCCCCCGGCACCAUCCCAACAAGCCCAUCUUCGACUUCGACAAGUUCUACCGGGAGCACUACGGCGACCAGCUGGAGCGGGAGCGUCUCAUCCGCGAGAGGCGGCAGGAGCUGAAGAAGCGCAAGGAGAAGGAUCAGUGGUGGAACCCGGACAGUCUGAAGGAGAUGGUGGCUAUUCUGGCCUUCGUUUCUGCUUUGGCCUUUUUCUUGGGCUCCAGAUGA